This is a messenger RNA of Diabrotica virgifera virgifera (western corn rootworm), 1129 nucleotides long. RefSeq names its product odorant receptor Or1-like. The coding region runs from base 24 to 1076 and encodes 350 amino acids. Gene Ontology annotation, biological process: sensory perception of smell; detection of chemical stimulus involved in sensory perception of smell. The record is from RefSeq and is a predicted model, not a curated record. NCBI's taxonomy places the organism in Eukaryota, Metazoa, Arthropoda, Insecta, Coleoptera, Chrysomelidae. Gene Ontology annotation, molecular function: odorant binding; olfactory receptor activity. Gene Ontology annotation, cellular component: plasma membrane. The transcript is spliced from 6 exons.
GGUUUUUCUUUGGAGGCAUCGUAAUGGCGGAGUUAGCCAAUCUAUACUUCAGUGUUGGUGAUUUGCGUGAAAUGAUGAAGGGCCUUUUCCUGACAUUGACAAAUCUGGUAUCGAUCAUAAAAUUUUACACGAUCUGGAAAAAUCAGAAUUCACUGCUCAACUUGACCGCAAAAAUCAAUAGAAAAGAAUUUCAGCCAAAGUCCGAGAAACAAAAAAAGUUUCUCAGGAAAUACGUUAAGCUUUCUAAAAUGAUGUCCAUUGGGUUGUAUGCGGGGUGUACAAUGACCUGCAGCUUUUGGGGUGUGUAUCCCUACACCGAUGAAAAUGGGCCGUUUUUACCAAUUGCUGCGUACAUUCCCAUCAACACUACAGAUUCCACGACGUUUGGAUUUGUCUAUGCAUACGAAAUUAUUGCCACGUUAAUUGGAGGAUACACUGAUCUAAGCUCUGACUGUUUAAUCGCAAGUUUAAUAAUGGUUGUAUGCGGACAGCUAAAUAUUCUAAACGACUCAUUAGUAAAUAUUACCAAAAUGGCUAAUCAAGAAUUAAAGGAAAUAGGAUGCUAUAAUACUCGACAUAUGCAAAAAAAGCAACAAAUUAUAAACCAAAAGCUUAAGGAAUGUGUCAAGCAUCAUAAAGCUAUUUUGGAAUUUGCUGAAGAAAUAACAUCCCUAUUCGCAACCAGCCUAUUUUUUCAAUUUCUUGUUAGCGUAUUUGUCUUCUGCGCUACGUUCUUUGAGAUGACUAUGGUACGAGUUACGAGCGUACGAUUUUUUUCGAUGGCACUUUACCAGUACUGCAUGCUUCUGGAAAUAUUCCCUUCUUGUUAUUUUGGUAACGAAGUUAUUUUAGAGAGCAGAAAAUUGACGAGUUCCGCAUAUCACAGUGAUUGGUUAAACUACAACGUUAAAGUUAGGAAGAAUUUAAUAUUUUUUAUGACGAGGACGCAAAAGAUUACAAAAAUAACCGCUGGAGGAUUUUUCACGCUAUCCUUGGAUACUUUUAUAAAAAUUCUUAAAUCAUCUUGGUCAUACGUAGCCGUAUUGAUUCAAGUCCAGAAUAAACAGAACAAGUAAUUGCUAGUCCGAAUUGUAUUGGGGGAUCAAGUAGUUAUAUUUAAUUGCAAGCA